AGAGGUCUCCCAUAGCCGCCCGCGCCACUAGUCCACUAGAGUAGAACAGAGUGCCGAGCCAACUUCGCCCAAGAGCCAAGAAGCUUCCGAGCUCCCUCAGUUCCCCCACGAGAAACACCCUUCCGCUGAAGAUCAAGCUGCAGCGGCGAGCGAUGGCUCUAGCCCGGAGGUUCCUGUUCCUCUUCCCUGCCGCCGUCCUGACAUGGCUCGCCUCGGCCUCCGCGUCGCCCUUUCUGUCGGACAGAGUAUUCCAGGCCAGCACCGGAUCCACGGGGAGGAGCUUGCUGCAGACCAAGAGGGACUGCCCUAUAGACUUUGAGUACCAGAACUACACAAUCAUCACAAGCAGGUGCAAAGGGCCACAAUCGCCCCCUACGGAAUGUUGUGAUGCUUUCAAGAAAUUUGCAUGCCCAUUUGCCGUGUACAUCAACAACCAGAGCACUAACUGUGCAGACACAAUGUUAACCUACAUCAACGGCCGUGGCUCAUACCCAGCAGGAAUGUUCGCUGCCGAGUGCCUAAAAGGGAAGCAAGGGGUUUCUUGCGAAGGCAUCCCAGGGAUAGACACCGGCGUGCCAAGCGGCGGGCGACGAGCUCACGGGAUUUCAGGUCGUUUGAUCGCUCUCUUGUGUGGACUAGGAGGAUUGCUGUUCCAUUGAGUGAUACCUUGCACUUCUCCAAAGAUGGAAUGUUUGUCGGUUGGAAGUUGUAAGUAGUAAGGCUCAUUUGCUUCUCCUUGACGCUCUCUUGGUGUAGUGACUGGACAAUUGGCUUUUCCAAGCGAUAUCUCUUCAGAAACUCCUUAAUACUUGACUAACACCUCUUAAAAAUGCAUUUGGUUACUAUUCCGAAUAUUCCAUUGA
This is a messenger RNA of Aegilops tauschii subsp. strangulata, 863 nucleotides long. RefSeq names its product GPI-anchored protein LLG1. NCBI's taxonomy places the organism in Eukaryota, Viridiplantae, Streptophyta, Magnoliopsida, Poales, Poaceae. The record is from RefSeq and is a predicted model, not a curated record.